Pygocentrus nattereri (red-bellied piranha) is the source of this 1258-nucleotide messenger RNA. RefSeq names its product methionyl aminopeptidase type 1D (mitochondrial) (gene metap1d). NCBI's taxonomy places the organism in Eukaryota, Metazoa, Chordata, Actinopteri, Characiformes, Serrasalmidae. Gene Ontology annotation, biological process: proteolysis. The record is from RefSeq and is a predicted model, not a curated record. The transcript has 10 exons. The coding region runs from base 63 to 1064 and encodes 333 amino acids. Gene Ontology annotation, molecular function: metalloaminopeptidase activity.
UGUAUGUUGAGAAGGCACCGUUCGCCGUGCGUGGGUCACGUGACAGUGGCUGUGCAGAAAUCAUGGCAGCGCCCUGUGCAGUAAGGGGCGUGUUUGUCUCGGCAGGGUCAGGGCUGUUGCAGAGAGCAGCGCGAUUGCCUGGAUGCCGGCAGUGCCCACGUGGAGGCCAGUGCCAGCCACACCGACGCUAUUUCUGGAGGAAAUGGACGAGUUCACACAGUGUAGUUCGGCCGGCGGUAGUGCGCCCUCCUUAUGCUGUACCAAAGCACAUCCAGAAGCCGGACUAUGUCUCUUCGAGCACAGUGCCUGAGUGGCCUGAUUAUAUUGAGAUUAAAGAUGAAGAGCAGAUUCAGGGUUUGAGGAGAGCCUGCCAGCUCGCCAGACACAUUCUCCUGCUUGCUGGAAACAGCCUAAAGGUUGGCAUGACGACAGACGAAAUAGACUUCAUUGUGCACCAGGAGGCGAUCAGACACAACGCCUACCCUUCUCCUCUGCUCUACGGUGGAUUCCCCAAAUCAGUUUGUACCUCUGUAAACAACGUGGUGUGUCAUGGCAUACCAGACAGUCGACAGCUUCAAGACGGAGAUAUCAUUAACAUAGACGUUACUGUUUACCUAGAGGGUUACCAUGGAGACACAUCGGAGACAUUUUUGAUUGGUUCAGUGGAUGAGCGAGGCAGGAAGUUGGUGGAUGUGGCAAGGCAGUGCAGAGACCAGGCCAUCGCUGUGUGCGGACCAGGACAACCAAUAUGUGUUAUUGGUAACACGAUCAGUGAAAUCGCCAACUCAAGCGGCUUUUGCGUGUGUCCAUACUUCAUCGGUCAUGGCAUCGGGUCCUGUUUCCACAGUCACCCAGAGAUAUGGCAUCACGCCAAUGACAAUGACUUGCAAAUGGAGGAGGGCAUGGCCUUCACAAUAGAGCCCAUUCUAAUGGAAGGAAGCUCAGAAUUCCGUAUCCUUAGCGACAACUGGACUGCGGUUUCCACGGACGACAAAAGGUUCCGAGUUUCCUUCUGUUCUUCCACACUACAGACUCCCUCACUCGUUCAGGUCAGCCCAGUUUGAGCACACGGUUGUUAUCACCUCCGAUGGCGUGGAGAUUCUGACCAGACUGCCAGACGAAGCCUGACUGUGGUCGAGGAGCAAGUCUGUGUGUGUCUGAGCCUGAAUAAGAGCGUGACAGAACUGUGUGAGAGAUGUGUUUGUGUGUGUGGUACAUAGACAGAGUGCUGUUUGAAUAAAAAAAACAUUUUGUAGUG